AUGCCACCAGACAUCCUGCAGUGCACGGGACAGCUGCGCUGCAAGCAAGGGCCAGCCCCAGCGCCACGUACCCCCCCACACACACAAUUUAGGAGCUCUGGCCGGCAAGUUAGAGGAUGGCUCUUUUGCCCAGAGGGUGACAAGGAGCUUGUGCUUUCCACCGCAAUCGCUCCUUUGCUGGAAAACAACCAUCCACCACCAGAUCUCUGUGAAUUCUUUUGCAAGCACUGCAGAGAGCGGCCCCGGUCCAUGGUGGUCAUCGAAGUGUUCACCCCCGUGGUCCAGAGAAUCCUCAAGCAUAACAUGGACUUUGGCAAGUGCCCGCGACUGAGGCUGUUUACUCAGGAGUACAUCCUUGCCUUGAACGAGCUCAACGCGGGGAUGGAGGUGGUGAAGAAGUUCAUUCAGAGCAUGCACGGCCCCACGGGGCACUGCCCCCACCCCCGGGUCCUGCCCAACCUGGUGGCUGUGUGCCUGGCCGCCAUCUACUCCUGCUACGAAGAGUUCAUCAACAGCCGCGACAAUUCCCCCAGCCUGAAGGAGAUCCGGAACGGCUGCCAGCAGCCCUGCGACCGGAAGCCCACCUUACCUCUGCGCCUUCUGCACCCCAGCCCGGACCUGGUGUCUCAGGAAGCCACGCUGUCCGAGGCACGGCUCAAGUCGGUGGUCGUGGCCUCCAGCGAGAUCCACGUGGAGGUGGAGCCCGCCAGCACUGCCAAGCCGGCGCUGACGGCCAGCGUGGGCAACGACAGCGAGCCCAACCUCAUCGACUGCCUCAUGGUCAGCCCCGCCUGCAGCACCAUGAGCAUCGAGCUGGGCCCCCAGGCCGACCGCACGCUCGGCUGCUACGUGGAGAUCCUCAAGCUGCUGUCGGACUAUGAUGACUGGAGACCGUCUCUGGCCAGCUUGCUUCAGCCCAUUCCAUUCCCCAAAGAAGCUCUCGCACACGAGAAGUUCACCAAGGAACUGAAGUACGUGAUUCAGAGGUUCGCCGAAGACCCGCGACAAGAGGUCCACUCGUGCCUGCUGAGCGUGCGAGCCGGCAAGGACGGCUGGUUUCAGCUCUACAGCCCCGGAGGGGUGGCCUGCGACGAUGACGGGGAGCUCUUCGCCAGCAUGGUGCACAUCCUCAUGGGCUCCUGUUACAAGACCAAAAAAUUCCUGCUCUCCCUGGCAGAAAACAAGCUGGGACCCUGCAUGCUCCUGGCGCUCAGGGGGAACCAGACCAUGGUGGAGAUCCUGUGCUUGAUGCUGGAAUACAACAUCAUCGACAACAACGACACGCAGCUGCAGAUCAUCUCGACCCUGGAGAGCACGGCCGUGGGGAAGCGCAUGUACGAGCAGCUGUGUGAGCGGCAGCGGGAACUGAAGGAGCUGCAAAGGAAAGGCGGGCCCACCAGGCUAACACUGCCCUCCAAGUCCACAGAUGCUGACUUGGCUCGUUUGCUGAGCUCUGGCUCCUUCGGAAACCUGGAGAACCUCAGUUUGGCCUUCACCAACGUAACCAGUGCCUGCGCUGAGCACCUCAUCAAACUGCCUUCUCUCAAGCAGCUAAACCUGUGGUCCACUCAGUUUGGAGACGCCGGCCUGCGGCUCCUGUCGGAACACCUCACGAUGCUCCAGGUGCUGAACCUGUGCGAGACGCCCGUCACCGACGCCGGCCUGCUGGCCCUCAGCUCCAUGAAGAGUCUCUGCAGCUUAAACAUGAACAGCACCAAGCUCUCGGCGGACACCUACGAAGACCUGAAGGCCAAGCUUCCCAACCUGAAGGAGGUGGACGUCCGCUACACGGAAGCCUGGUGAAGCUCCCGCUCGGCAGGAAGGAGUUUGCAACUGCGACACGCAACUCUUGACUAAUAGCUGUAGAGCCGCGGGUCUCGGGGUCCCACCCCGCGUCCUGGCUGUGAGAUAGACGGGGGAGUCUUUCUGGGGGCGGAGGGCGGAGGGGGGAGGGGGUGGGGAGGGGGUCCGUAAGCACGCCCAGCCCCCACCUAAUUCUUUUAGCUUCAUAAUCGGAAACCUUGACCUGAUCUAAAACGGACUUUGUAGCAACCGGAGGAGCGGCAGCGGGUCUGGGAGAGGGUGGGGAGGGGGGCGCUUGGGGAGGGGGGGACCCUUUGUGGAUUUUCUUUGCCUCUGUGUUCAAUGCCAUGUGGGAAGAGUCAACUCUGAUGCCAUCGUCACGCAACCCCGACGGGCCUGGAGGCCGAGGAAGGGUGCCUUCUCCCUCCGAGGCCCUGCCGAGAACUCGCCCCGCGUCGCCAUAUCGCCAUGGGACAAGACCCGGUCACGUCAUCACACCCACACCCGUCCUGUGUCCUCGCCAUUGCUAUGCAAAGUGAUUCUUGUUGUACAUAAGAUUUAAAUAAUGCGCCUAUUUAAGAAACGUUGACAAAUUGCAGGUCUGGGACCUGCUUCUUAUUUAUGAAGUCUUUGACCCGCCCGCCCUCCCGCCCGCGCCGGCCGCCCCUGGCGUGUAGUACUGUACAAACCAGUCAGCUGUCAGGGUAGUGGUAGUAUUCUUGUUAUUUUUUUAAAGGAAACAAACAGACGGAAAAAAAAAAAAAAAAAAAAAAAAAAAAGAACCUCCUUGGAAAAUUAAUUGCUUUUUCGUAAUGGAGUCUCUGUGCUCACGCUCUCAUGUCCGUCCGUCUGUCCGGCCGUCUGCCCGCCACGCCACCGUGCGUUUCGAUCCCAGAAGUCUCCAGUUUCCUCACAGGGUGGAGGUCAGCUGGGGGAGGAGAAGUGGGGUCCCCACAUUGUCGUCUUGCUCCUCUACGGCGCCAGCUUUCUCUCGGCCCCCUUUUACACAUUUGGAGGGGGAGGGUGCUAACCUGUCCUCCCGUCCGUCCGUCCCGCAGGAGAGCUGCCCCGCCCCCUCCCCCGGAGCUCUCCCAUCUGCGGUGGCCUCUGCUGCCCCCGUCCCCGCUGAGGCUCUGCGACCUGUGGCCUCCCCGCCGUCCUGUGCCUCCCGCGGUCCCCUCAUGCAUGCCCGCCUCUCUGCAUGGUCUCUUGGGAGAAGAGAGACGUCGCCUCCACCAGCCUGACUGCCCACCCCGCCCACGAAUGUGACCACUGCAGCGCAGACGCCCCUUCUGCCCCCUCCGUCCCCACACCUGCCCCAAAGACACACCAACCUCUGUUUCUUUUAUAAACAAGCCCUCACUGUACAAAACAGCCCUCAUGGUUUACUUGGGGUCCCCUCUCCCCCAAGCCCCUUCUUCUGUUGGUUUAGCACAAACACAGCCCCCCUUCAGCACCUCCAGACCUAACCCCCAGUCAAUGUAAUUGUUUUAUAUAUAUUUAAUCUUAUUCAAUGGAAACCAUGCUUUUGUCGUUUUAUACUUUGCUAGGUAGACUUUAUUACCCCCCGACUAUGCCCUCAUUUUUUUAAAAAAGGAAAAAAAAAAGAAAUUGGGUUUCAGUCUUAAUUCAUUUUCCGUGCCAGGUUUGAUUUCGUGCGUGCGUGUGAGUGUGUUCCGUUUCGUGUUUUUUGUUGUUGUUGUUGUUUUCUGUUGUUUGGUUUUAUUCGCUCCCCUUCGGUCCCAUACUUUACAGCACUCUGGUGCAGGAAGAAGCAGAAGCAAAAAAAAAAAAAAUUUAAAAAGAAAAAAAAAAAAAAAAGAA
Physeter macrocephalus (sperm whale) is the source of this 3627-nucleotide messenger RNA. RefSeq names its product C-Maf-inducing protein. The transcript is spliced from 18 exons. Bases 1 to 1803 code for a protein of 600 amino acids. Gene Ontology annotation, cellular component: nucleoplasm; cytosol. The record is from RefSeq and is a predicted model, not a curated record. NCBI's taxonomy places the organism in Eukaryota, Metazoa, Chordata, Mammalia, Artiodactyla, Physeteridae.